Molecule: messenger RNA, 491 nt
Organism: Linum tenue
Lineage: Eukaryota; Viridiplantae; Streptophyta; Magnoliopsida; Malpighiales; Linaceae
Source: the annotation of a GenBank genome assembly
AUGCAGAUGCAGCCAAUGCUGAACAAAGAGUUUUGGCCCAAUGUGCUCUCAGCUUUUUAUGGGCUUGACGAUUACUUAGAGGCUAUUAUUGUUUCAAAAAGUUGCCCAUAUUUAAGAAUACAUCAUUUUCAGAGCUUGGCCCAGUUCAUUAGCAACCUAUUUGUGUUCUUCUUCAUCACUUUGCGCCAUAUAUUUGACUUUGCGAGUGCCUGUGUACUCCGGCCAGGCGUGUUCAUCUUCGUCCGACUACGAUGAGGGCUCUGCCAACGGUAUGUUCCAUAGCGAAGAUAUACUGGGGUUCAGCUCUCGACAAAGGCACUUAAGAUAGGAUGGCGAAUUAAGGCCUCUCCACUAGGCAUAGAGCAUUCCUCUUGUGCAUCGCAAGACCUGGCUGUACAUCCAUGUCCAGAUCUUCGCUCCUCGCUCCAGCCGGCAAUCUCCCAAUCGAAAGCGCAAAUCAAAUUAGCCAGAGAGAGCUCCACAUUUGCAAG